AUGCUCCAACUCCAAGGUCCAACUCGACUAGCAGCAGCUCAUCAAUUUGCGCUCCUCUCACCUCCGUUCAUCUGGCCACAGCUCGGCCCUAUGCCAUCAUCCCAUGCCCGUCAGCUUGAUUGCGUCCACGGUGGCGGCGUCCAUAGCAUCUGGGCGAAGCGACGGCCGGCCUAUCGCAUGGCUGAUGCUCCAGUUCUUGAAACUUCCUGGUCGCCCGCGAGGCCUGUCUGUCUUGUGCGAAGUUGUGGCCGGCCAUGA
Messenger RNA from Venustampulla echinocandica, 258 nucleotides. RefSeq lists its product as uncharacterized. The coding region runs from base 1 to 258 and encodes 85 amino acids. The record is from RefSeq and is a predicted model, not a curated record. The transcript has a single exon. NCBI's taxonomy places the organism in Eukaryota, Fungi, Ascomycota, Leotiomycetes, Helotiales, Pleuroascaceae.